GCGGCUGACGCAGGCGCGUCCGGCUGCCGCCCGCGGAGCCGUGCGAGAUGGCGGCGGUGUGAGGGGAAGAUGGAGCGGGUUCGGCCGGGGACGGGCACCGGGAGCCGCCGGCCCGCCGCUCACCCGGGGCUCGGGCCGUGCGGUUUAUCAUGUUGGAUGUUUGUCGUGCAACUUCCAGAAUGGUGUUGCCUGUAAUCGAUGGAUAAGUGCAAGCAUGUAGGGCGGCUUCGGCUUGCCCAGGAUCAUUCAAUAUUAAAUCCUCAGAAAUGGCAUUGUAUGGACUGCAAUACUACAGAGUCAAUGUGGGCAUGUCUCAGCUGUUCACAUGUUGCUUGUGGACGAUACAAUGAAGAACAUGCACUCAAACAUUUUCAGGAAAGUAAACACCCCGUGGCCUUGGAAGUAAAUGAACUAUAUGUGUUUUGUUAUAUAUGUGAUGACUAUGUGUUAAAUGACAAUGCCACAGGUGAUCUAAAACUAUUGAGGAGCACGUUAAGUGCAAUCAAGAGCCAAAACUAUGACUGUACAACCCGAAGUGGUAGGACGUUGCGAUCGAUGGCAGGUGGUGAUGACUCUUAUCUUUCUCGGGGGUGCACACAAGCACAGCUGCGAAAUGAAGAUAGGAUGUUCACUGCACUUUGGCAUCGGCGUAGAUCACUUAUGUCUAAAAUUUUCCAAUCUUGGUUUGCACUGACGUCCACGGGCAAACUAAGACUUGAAGAAGAGCGAUUAAAGGAGGAGGCUGAAAUUAAAAGAGAAGACGCCAGGAAAAGACGACGAGAGCUGAAACGGCAGCUGCACGAAGAGUUUCAAAGUUUGCCGCCACGUAAGAGUUCACGUAUAAAAGAACCCCCUCGUACAAAUGACCAACCAACUGAACGUACACCUGCAAAAUAUCCAGCAGUAACAGCUGGCCUUACUUCAGGUACAGUUAGAUUGAAAAAAAUUGGUGAUUCUCCUAUUAAGCGGAGGCCAACCGUCACGCCUGGUGUGACAGGACUGAGGAAUUUGGGUAAUACCUGCUAUAUGAACUCCAUUCUACAGGUGCUAAGUCACUUGCAAGUAUUCUGUGAGUGUUUCUUGGAUCUUGAUUUAAGUCAUUCCCAAGAUCUGCUGGCUGGUACAGCAAAUGGGAAAACCAGGUCUUCUAGCAAGCGAUACUUUGUUGGUGACAUCAAUUCAAGUGCAUCUCUGGAUGAGGAAAAGGGUUUGAGGCGACCCAGUUUCUCGGAAGGCUUAAGUGGGGGAGCAUCUCGGAGCCAAAAUAGGGAGCUCAUUCAACUAAAGGAGCCUAACUCGAAACAUAUUUCCCUAUGCCAUGAGCUCCAUACUCUCUUUCUGGUCAUGUGGUCUGGCAAAUGGGCAUUGGUAUCGCCCUUUUCUAUGUUACACUGUGUCUGGCGACUUAUUCCAACAUUCCGUGGAUAUGCCCAGCAGGAUGCUCAGGAGUUUCUCUGCGAGCUGUUGGAUAAAGUUCAGCAGGAGUUGGAAGCUGCAAGAACAAUGUAUACGCCAUCAAUUCCCAUAUCACAGCAAAAGCUAAUCAAAAGAGUUCUGAAUGUGAUUAACACCAUUUUCCAUGGGCAGCUGCUCAGUCAGGUUACAUGCCUUACUUGCGACAACAAAUCCAACACAAUUGAAUCCUUCUGGGACCUUUCUCUAGAAUUUCCUGAAAGAUACCACUGCAGUGGAAAAGAAGAUGCUUCCCAGUAUCCUUGCUUGUUGACGGAAAUGUUGGCAAAAUUCACAGAGACUGAGGCCUUGGAAGGGAAAAUUUAUGCCUGUGAACAAUGCAACAGGAAGCGCAGGAAGUCCUCCUCUAAACCAUUGAUCCUAACCGAAGCACAGAAGCAGCUAAUGAUCCACAAGCUACCUCAUGUUCUGCGUCUGCACCUCAAACGCUUUAGGUGGUCAGGUCGCAAUCACCGUGAGAAGAUAGGAGUCCACGCCAGCUUCGACCAGGUAUUAAAUAUGGAACCAUACUGCUGCAGAGAGUCAACUGGAGUUCUGGGGACCAAUUGCUUCAUAUAUGAUCUGGCUGCUGUGGUCAUGCAUCACGGAAAGGGCUUUGGCUCAGGACAUUAUACAGCAUAUUGCUACAAUACAGAUGGAGGAUUGUGGGUCCACUGCAAUGAUUCGACGGUGACGAUCUGUACUGUGGAUGAAGUUUGCAAAGCGCAGGCCUACAUCCUCUUCUAUAUUCGACGACUUCCUCACGGCAUUAAAGUACCAUCACCACCUGCCUCACCUGGUAAUAACUGAACACCAGCAACACAAUUACAGCUUGAAUACUCUGUUAUAAUUACCUUCUCAACACAAGCCCAGCCCAAGGAUUUUGUGGAUAUACAUUUUACUGAUGACUACACUGAUGUUGGGACUUCCCUUUUUGAACAAGUUCAUUCAUAGUUUUGUUGUGUGUUUUUUUUUCAAUCAAGAGAAUAUUUGCGUGUUGAAAUGAAUGCUUUCCAUUGCUUCACAUUAAAUAAUCUUCCUAUAAUAUGUACAUACAGGACAGCACUUAUAAUUUUCACAUUUGAUAAGUGGAAUUCAGUAGCUCACUAAUGGAGACCUCAUACAGUUGGACAGUUCAUUGGUGUAAGUGUUAAUAUUUCCAUUUUGUCUCUUAAAAAGAUCUGUUCACCAUUGAUUGAACACAACUGUUUCUACAAUGUUUUCAGAUUAAUUGUAUUAUAAUGGUCUUUGAUGUAGAAUGUGCAGUUAUCCUUGGUUUUAAAUCGCUAACAUUUUAUCUGCAAUGUUAAAAUCUUUUGUUGUACAUGCACUAUUUUUCCAUUAAUGGAAAUUCAAAGAAGUGACCCCUCUCCCAGAUGUCAAAAUGGAAAAGUAAUCUUUAGUUUUAUUUCUAGAUUAAAAGACAAUGUUAGUUAUGGUCCAGCUCAACAGCGCUCUGGUGAAAAUACUUUCGGAGAACUGUGUUCAAUUCUGGAUUCUGUAGCUUGGGAAGGCCUUGAAGAAAUUGCAGUAUAAGGUUUACUAUAGUAAAUAAACUGAAAGGGAUUAACUACAAGGGAGAUUAGAUAAAUGAGGGUUAUAUUUUUUUUGGAAGUUUGAAGGUAAAGAGUAAUUUAAUUGAAGUUUUCAAAAUAUUGAAGGGAACUGCUAGGAUAGAAGCGGAGAAACUAUUUCUGUCUAUUGACCAGUCCACAGCCAGGGAGCAGAUCCUAAAAAUUAUAACCAGUCCUUUCUAGAAGCAUUUCCCACAAGCAAAGGGCAGUAUUCGCGAGAUAAUUUCACUUAAUCCUUCUGGUCACUUAAAUGUGUGGGGGCGUGUAGUAAAAGCAGAAAAAUACUGGAAAAGCUCAGCUGGUCAGAACAUUAUUUCCAGCAUGUUCUGUUUUGAUUUGGGAGUUCCAGCAUCACUUUGGAGAGCUGUAAGACUCGCUCUUGCUAGAGAUUGUCAUUGUCUGAUGUUUAUCUGGCUCAAAUGUUACUUGUACCUCUUCAGCCCCACCUUGAAUAUUGUCCAGCUCUAGCUGCAUGAAGACAUGGGACUGAACCUUUUGAGGAAAUUGUGAAAGGUAUUUGACUGUAUCAUGGUGGUAGAGCUAUUGUGGAGGAGAACUUAAGUUCAAGAACUCUUGCAAUGACCUGGAGCUGAGAUGAUUGGCUGCCGACAGCCAUACUUAACAUUUUGUGGUUUAAGUGGACAAGGAGCUACCAGCUCCAGUUCAUUUGGAUAUGGUUCAACUCCUCAGAGAACUGGGGAUGGUCCUCUGCGUUGACGGGUUAAGAAUUGUGUGGAAUCCAAUCCUCCUGCUCCUGAUAGCCAUGGCCCCUCAGAUGUCUAGCUAUUCAUGCCAUUUUCCCUUUCAUCAUGCCGCCUUUGUCUUUGAACUGAUAUGUAGUGGUAAGAGGUUCUGGGCUGAUCUUACCAAGCAGAUAGAUAUAUCUAACUUAAUAAGCAAAAUGUUGACUGUGCAGUUUCAAUAUAUUGGAAUCCCACUGACCCACACCGACUCUGAACAUUUUCAUAAGUGUUUUACUUCAGCCAGGUGCUUGGUCUCACUUGUUGUCAGUGGAAAAUUCUGCACAUCCUCCCCAGAAAUAUCCCAAUUACCUGGAAAACAUUGGGAUGAAUCCUGAUGAAGGGUCUUGAGCCAAAACAUCGACUGUUCAUUUCCCUCCAUGGAUGCUGCCUGACCCACUGAGUUCCUCCAUCGUUUUGUGUGUUGCUUCAGAUUCCAGCAUCUGCGGUCUCCUGUGUCUCCAUUUUCUUAUUCCACUCUUCAAGGUGUGCCCCCUUUGAAGAACAGAGAGACGGCAGAUGCCAGAAAUCUGGAGCAACGAACACAAGAUGCUGGAGGAACUCAGCGGGUCAGGCAGCAUCUGUGGAAGGUAAUGAACAGUCGACGUUUCGGGCCGAGACCCUCCAUCAGGAUUCUGACCUCGGCCCCGGCUGCCUCCAGGCCGAGACCUCUCAUGCCGCUGCCGGGUCCUACUGCCCCUCCUCUUCCAUCAUUACUCCCCACCCACCCCUGGUGUCUCAAGCUGCCCCUUGUCCCCCUUUCACUUCUCUGAGCCCCCAUCUUCCUCCCACCCCACUUUUCCUGACCCCUCCAGCCCUCUACCCUCCCCUAACUCCAGCUCCAACCCCUGCCGUGUCUUCACCAUCCCCUCCGACCUUCCCCUCUCUGAGGCUGAACGUUCUGCCCUCAGCAGGGGCCUUACCUUUGUCCCCCUGCGCCCGCACCUUGGCGGGUUCCGUGCCCGCCACGUCGCCGAGCUCCUCUCCGUCUCCAGGCCUUUACUCAAAAAGUCCUGAAGAAGGAUCUCAGCCCGAAACAUCAGCUGUUCAUUUUCCUCCAGGGAUACUGCCUGACCUGCUAAGUUCCUCCAGCAUUUUGUGCUUGUUGCUUCUCCUCUCUUUGACGGGAGUUCUGUGAGACCCUCUCUCACUGCCUCCCUGUGAUCUCUACCGCUCUCCUGCUCUUCGACCAUUUUCUCACAUGGACCCACUCCCUCAGCCACGUGUCUUUCCUCCGUACUCGUCUUUGCCACGAUCUUGUCCCAUGUGACUUCCAGCUCCAUUUCCAGGCCUCCCAGUUCGGCCCCAGUCAGGAUCUCCUGGCAGUUUUCCCUUUGGGUCCUGCAUUCUAUCCUCUCCGCCAUGCGUGGAACCUGCUGGCCUCACUCUGCUCCAGCUCCAGGCCUCGCUUUCCCAAACUUGCUGCGGACUUCUCCUCCACUCCAUCCUCCACUGGAAGCGUGUCUUCAACCUGUGGUUCUCCUUCCGUGCAUCCACGAAGGAUCGCAAUCUCGCACACAUCCAGACUACAGCCCAUGAUGCUGCCGCUGGGUCCCACCGCUCUUCCCCUGCUACCAAUCGUGCCACAAACCUACCCCCCUCCCCCUUGAUCUCAUACCCCAUCCCCAACCCAUACACUGCCCCCAAUCCCUUGCCCUCCCCUCUCUUCCAAGUGUCUUGCCCCCAGCAUCCCACUGCCCUCUUCUGAUCCAUGCCUGACUCCUGCUCCAAGCUCUACAGAGUCUUCACCAUCCCCUCUGACGUCCCUCUCUCUGCUGCAGAGUAGUCUGUCCUCAGCAGAGGCCCCCGCACCCACAGCUCAAUGAGGUGCAGGCCUGUCAUGAUGUUGAGCUCUUCUGUAGCCCCUGUUUCUAGGCCUAUUUCUUUGGUAAGGAGACCUCGCCCCCCACUGAUGACCCUUUCUCCCAUCUUCUGGCCUUUUGCCCCUGCUCGACCUUUUCACUUCCAACUGCUGAUGCAACAGCAACUGUCCUGACUUCUCCACUCCCUCGCCCCAUCCGAACGUACUGCUCUCUGUGCCAAUCCCAACCCUGCCGUCAAACCUGCAGACAAGGGUAGUGCUGUUGUAGUCUGGUAAUUGACUUCUACCUCGAAGAGGCCUGACGGCAGCUCUUGUUCACCACCUCAUACCUACCCCUGGACUAGAACCCCACCAAUGAUCAUCAGACCACAGUCAUUUGAGCAAAUAUUUCUGCGCACAUUUAUCAUAUCCCUUCAUUAUCUUUACUUGAUUCAUCCAUUCAGUCUAAUCUUGAAUGUUAAGUUUCUGCUUCGCCUAUUGAAUGUGAAAAUGAAUUUCAUUCUUAGUGUUUCACUUUUCCUCUGAUCAAAAUCUCUUGCACUUUCCUGUGACCGCUCAUUCUGUAUUCCCCAACUUCUGGAAAAUUAAUGUUUUAUGUUUAUAAUUUAAAAACUCUUCCAUUUAGAACACAAAUUAUAAGAGAAAAACUUCAAUGCAUUGAAUAUUUUUUCUUUAAUCAACAUCUUGUUCUUUAAAUUGGAUUUAUCCAUCCUGCCAGCCUGUAAAAUUGGAUAGGAAUUGACACUGGUAUACAAUAUCCCUGUAUUUGACAGAUGCUGAUGUGUCCCACGACAAUAUAGUCUACUCAGUACUGGCUGAUGCCAACAUGUGGCCAUGUUAGAGCCAGGAGAAUGUUGCUGACAUGGUACAGUCAUUUACGGAAAGGUCUGAGGGAAACACAGUACAAACUAAAGGCAAUAACGAGAGCUGCAGCUUUUACUGAGACUUUCACCCAGUAUCCCAUCACCUUCAAUUAUUUAGCCUCGGGUGUUUACAAUAUAAAAUAAUGUAUAUUGUAUCAAUCCUGUUCUUUGCUCUUGACACCUAAAAGUAAUCCCACUACAUGCGUUUCCUUACGCCAUUCAUCUUCCUUUGCUUCAAUGUUGUUUCUGCACAGGGACAGUGAUUAAUGGCCUUUGCCUUAUGGGCUACCUUUCUGAUUUGGUUUUAUGCAGUUCUGUCUUUGCCUUGAAAUAACAAACCUGCAGUUAAGUGAGAAUAGUGUAUUCUGAUGAAAAUCCAGUGGGGAAAUUCUGAACUUGAAUGUAAUGUGCUGGAAGUGUACUUUAAGCAAAAUGUUGAAAUAAUAACAUUGUGCUUUAAUGUCGGGAAUCAUUUUGAAUAAUAUAACAAUUAGCAACUAAGAUAAAAACAGAAUCUGCAUCAUCAGAUUAGGCAGUGUCUGUGGACAUACUGCAUAAGCUGAUGGCUUUAGAAAGCAGAUUCUGUUAUUUUAAAUCUCCAGCAUUUAGAGUCAUACAAUUGUACAGCACAGAAACAGGCUCUUUGGUACUUGGUCUUGUAAAUUAUUGGUGACUGGGAUUAGUUUGGGAAGCCAGGGGGUCAUUUGAGAUGCCCAGUUCUUUAAAGUGCCCUUUCACUCUUGAACUAUGUUCAAAAUACUGGCUUCAUAGAAGGGAAUGAAAUUCUAUGAAUCCUGUGCGGGUCUCUGUGGCCACAUCAGUGAACACUUUUUGGGUAUUUUGGGUAAUUGUGCAAUAAAGUGUUUAGUGCCAGUGCAAAGUUAAUAAUGAAGAUAGCUUAUUCCUUUUUGUUCCAUGCUUCUCAUGUGCAGUGCCCAUCACAAAGUACCAGUCUGUUCACUGUUUCAUUUUUUGAAUUUGCAUCUUUCUGAAAGGAAAGCCAAAUCAUAAUUUGAACUAUAAAGCAUCUGUUUUGAUAGCUCUAAUUGGGCAAGGUUUCUAAGUCAGUGUGACAUUAUAUAUUUAUUGUAAGAACAUGUAAAAUUCACAGCUAGAAAAGAAUGAACGUCUAUGUUUUUUAAAUUUGUAUCAGGGUUCAAAAAAUGGAACCUUGUCAUAGGACAUUUAAUGUUUGAGUUUUGCUCUUGAUGUGAUUUUUCACUCUUACUGAUUCGUAUCUUUUGUCAAGUCUGCUUUGGAUCAUUAUUUCUACACCAUUGUCUUUCCUUUCUUCGAAGUCCUGCUCCAGGUACUGCCUGGUUUGAAUCUCCCCACACUUGUUGUGGCCUGACUGAUUUUUGAGCAGUCUGUUAAUCCUAGAUUAUUUUUCUCUCUCUCUAUCUCUCUCUCUCCGCCUUGUUACAUAGAUCUUUAUCUUCCACCCAGAGUGCCAAGGUGAGAUUUGGGAAUGAGUUCCAAAUUGUUGCAAAAUUGACUAUUAGGGCAGACGUUUAAAGCUGCUUCAUACCAAUAUUUUGACUUCCGAACUAGUAAUGGAUUUUUUUUACUGUGAGCACACUGGGAGUUCUAAAGCAUCAUGUUAUAUUGAAUAUUUGAUCAUGUCAUAAAUAAUUCAUGACAACCUGUUGUGUGGGUUUUUUGGUGUUCCAUUUAUCUUCUGCAGACUUGGCAAAGGCAAGAGUUGGUGUUUAUAAAGUUGCAUCAACCUUGCUAAUCUCAUGCUGUGUUUAUUGCUUGGAGCUGUAACUGUGCUACCAGUGGUCUGGUUGGUUUCUACAUAAACUCGGCUGUUGUUGAUAAUCCUUGUUCAUACUUCCUUAUGAAAUGACGUAGAAAGCCGUAUGGCCCAUUGAGGUCUAUGCCAGUUCUUGGAGCAAUUCCACUCCACCCUUUCCCCAACUUCCUUCUCUGUUGUCUUGUUACACCUAUUACCUUGCCCCAGUUCUCCUACCACCCAGCUACACUACGGGUAUUUUACAGUGACCAAUAAUCUAGCAACCAACGUGUCUUUUGGAAAUGGGUGGACCCCGUGGUAACCCACAGGGUCAUGGGGAGAACUUGCAAACUCCACAAACAGCACUGGAGGUCAGGAUUGAACCCUUGUCUCUAGAGCUGAGACAGCAGAACCUGCUAUGCCACUGUUUUGCAAUGAUGCUUUAAGAUUUUAAACUAUGGUGAGGAGAGGACUUAAUGUUGUCAGUUCUCAUUAAUGGGCUAUUGAAUUCUCUCCUCUCUGGGACCUUUGUGUGAUAUGCAUAUUCCAAUGUUGCUGAAAUUUAUUUUGAGCAGAAUACAGAGAAGUGAAUUUUUGAAUAUUUUUUCUAAAAUGUAUCUAAGAUGAGAGUUUAUCAUUUAAUAUGGUUGUGACAUAAAAUGAGAGAAUAAUGAAAAUGGGAAUAGAAUGUGUCUCAGAAGUUUUCUACAAUCAAAGUUUGGAUUCAAGGUUCUAUUUUUUUUAAAUAUGCAGAUAUAACAUGAAUUUUUGCAUAUAUGUGCAACUAGCUUCAAUUGACAAGUUGACCUAUAUCAUAGCAGCAUUUUAUACAAUAGAAAAAAAUAGCUUUUUACCUGACUUUGUUAAUAGAUGAAAUUAUUCAUUUUGCGGUUUGAAAAAUCUUGGUUGUCAUAAAGUAAUGCUAUGCAAAAUUGUUACCUCAACUUUAGAUACUUUACCUCAAUAAAAUUCUUAACUAAACACGACCUCCAGGUGUAAUUGUCAUUUAAAUUUCCAGAUAGAAAUUUUUGGUUUUCUGUAAGCUCUGUUGUAAUGUGAAUGCAAUGAAGUUGUGGCCUCCCAUGCACUACUUUCACAUCUCUGCUAUCAGAUCCAUUCACAGUCCCUGCUCUCCAUGCAUUGCAUACUUUAAGAAUAGUUGUGUACAUUUUUAAUUCUAAGUGAGUUCUUUUAAGUUGGGGUAGUGGUCUGUUGAAGAUUGCAUUGCCAUUUUUUGAUGAGAAGCAUUUCUAUCUCGGUUAACUACACAAUGCUGUUCAACUAUUUCCCAUGGACGUGUAAUUGGUGAAUAGGUUCUAUUAUGGAUAAAUGCAAGGUCAUGCACUUUAUUUGGUAGGAAAAAAUAAGGAAUUGAUUCUGUACUCCUUGGGGAAGGUGGGAGUGGGGAGUGACCAAGGCAGUCUAGGGGAUUAGUUCUGAAGUAACUAAAGACAAAUGAAUACAUUUACAAAUACUUAUGUAAUUUUUAGAUGUUUUAUUGCAGCUUCUGUUUUAGGAAGCCACUUAUUUAAACUGAUCAUUGGUCAUCUGCUGCAGCAGCAAGGGUUGUAUACAAUGGCAUAUAAUAUUAAUAGUAGCACUUGGGUUCCAACUGAAAUGUCCCACUUAAGAGUUACUUGACCUCUGUUUCAAUCUAGUAGACAUAAAUUCACAUGAAAUGGUUCUUCCCCAUUUCUAUUACCAAGGCCUUUCUACUUAAAGAUUGACCACAUUUAAAUUUGCUAGGGGCAAUGAACAUAUUGAAUAAGCAGCAAAAUGAACAAACUUUGCCAUCCCAGUUACUUCAGGCUUUCACUAUAAGAAUUAUGAAUUCUGUGUUGUUCAGCUCUGUUGGGGAAGGAUAAUCUUAGUCUACUUGACUGCAUCAAUUUCAGGGUUUUUAAAAGCAGAUACCCACAAAACUUGACACGCUAAUUGUAUAUGACCAUUACCUUGUGGUAUGACACUAUACGUCAGAGCCAACAGAAUGUUUUCUACUAAGGGAAGCCAUUCUCAAACUCGAGUACUUACAGCAACACUAAAGAAAUCUGGACAUUACAGUAAGAAUUGUUCAUUGACCUAGAGGGGUAAGCAAUCUUUCAAAGAUCUCUAAUCACAAUGAUGGAAAAACAUUAAGAGCUCUACCAUUUUAUUUUAAAAGAUAAACAGUUAAGUAAAAGUGAAAUUAACUUUGCAAAAAGGCUGAUUUUUAAAAAGCAUGCACUUCCAGAGGAUAAAGGGUGAGAUAGUUAAGGGGUGAGAACGUUUGUGAUAAUAUCCAUGUUGCAAUAAGUGAAUCAGUGACUUUGGGGGAAAAGAGUUUAUAGCACAAAAAUAUAUUGAUGUGAAAGAACCUUGAGCUCUCUGUUGUACCAUAGAGUGCUGAACAAUGUUUGCAGUCAUUUUAUUGGUGCAAUGAAUAGCUUAAGUUGUUUACAGGUGGACUGAUCCAAAUGCAAUCUCGAGUCAACUGAGCAUGAAAUUCAAAUGCCUUAUUGCUGCUGCUGAUGAUUUUGUGGUGUCUCAGCCAAAGGAGGUAAAAACAAAGGAAAGUCAGCUGAGGUUUUGGCACCUGCAUCUUUCAAACUUGUCAGCUGCAAGUUGUACAAUUAUUUUGCUUUAAUAUUCCAGGUGCAGGUUCACCAUUAACAAAUGUUUUACUCAUUUUAUGGGCAGAAAGCUUCCUUGAACACACAGGCUGUAGAUGGUGUUGAUGGAGGGAUAUGACAAUGACGUGAUGGGGUCAGCAACAGAAGUCAACCUGAGUGAGCCAGAGGAGGAACUGGCAUGGCAGCUAGGGGAACAGGAGGGUGCUCUGUGUGUGGUUGAAGGAGUUGCCCGACCAUAACUAAAUUCAGUUCAUGACUACUCCACCUCCAGGCCCCUCUGGUUCUGCCACAUUGCACUCAUUACCUUUUCAAAUACAGAAACUAUGCAAAUGCCAGUGGAACAAAAUGUGAUACUGCAUACAAACUGGCUGGUUGGAGCUAGAGUCUCACAUGGUUAGACAUGGCCCAGUCUGUCAGGGAAGAAACCCCUAUGUUAAUACUAAAGAGUGAUGCAAGCAUUGGUGGAUCAACAUGAUAGCCACCCAUCUUUAAUUGCAAGGCAGCAACAGACUUCAGCUUGUCUUGAUAAUUAUGUGGUUAUAACUCCACAGAACAUAAGAGAUUCCACUCAUUAUCGCCGUCAGCCACCAUUAUUCAGUUUGCCCAGCGAAGAUAAAUUUAUGUAAUUGCAGUCGGCUACUAUAAAGCAGGUCCACUGGAAGCAUCAAUAUGACUGGAGGUAUUUGACGCACAAUGGCCCACUACUCUUGAACCAGCAAUUUAACAGAUGCUUCUAACAAUCUGCACCAGCAGAAACUAACUCCAAUAUUCUCAGCUGACAGCAAUAGCUAUGCCACACAAUCAUAAUUUUUGCACAAGGGUCAGAUUAUGGAGAUGGGGAAAGCAAAGGCGGCUCUUGGGUCCCAUCUCUUGCAGAAGUCUAUCCCCUUUUUAAACCUACCUCUCUAGCAGCGCUCAGGCAUUGGGACAGUCCCUCUCCUGUUUGUAUUUUGACAUUCUUGAAAUAGUUUUGCCAUAAAUAAUGAUCACAUGAAAACUAAAUAGAGAAAUAGUUGCCCUGAGCCUGAUCUGUCAUUCACUAAGAUCUUGGUUGAUCCAAGUUUGGCCUCAACAUGACUUUCUCCCCCAACCCUUUUUAGUUUAAGUGUCAAUCUGUAUUGAAUAUAUUGUGACUCCUACUCCAUAACUCUUGAGAAGAGAAUUCCAGAGAUCCUUCAUCCCAGGAAUCAAUCUAGUGACUCCUCUCUGCAACACCUCCAGUAAAGUACAUCCUUCCAUAUGGAGGCUAAAACCACACAGAACUCCAAAUUUUUAAAAAAAAAUCACAUUAUAACUGACUACUAUAGCAUUCUUACCUGCUUAGCUCCCUUAUUAUAUUGAAAGAUAGCCUCUCUUGAUACACCAGGGCAACUAAACAUUCAUGAUGUGCUAACUCACCUGUGGCCCAACUAUUCCAUGCAAAAUUUAUAGCAAUACAGCAGAAGGGAAAAAAGGCAUUUUGUCUCAUUGCAUAUCACAAAUGCAAAAAUAUGAAACAUUCUGACAACAUAAAAAGCCUGAGACCCCCAGCCAAGAUUCUUUCAAGUUUCCUUCUGGUCAAAGCUUGGCCUCAUACAAAUUUUAAAUGCCAACAAAGCAAUCCUACCAUCUCAAACUCUUCCAUAUUCUUCUUCUCAAUAAGGGAACCAGUUCUAACAGCUACCCACCCCAAACAGCAUAAAGUCUGAAUUAUAUUCUCAAAUCUCUGGGGUAGGGUUUGAACUUUCAACCUUCUAAUUUAGAGUUCACUAUCUAAUGAGCCACUGCUGGGCAAGGUCUAAAAGAUAAUGAAAAUACCUGUGCCAGAGGAGUGACUUCUUCUACAAACUGAAUAGAAACAUGUGUCAACAUGAACUACACAUUAAUGUGUUACAUGGAACCACAAAAGCCCAUAUCUUAAGAACGAAUCCCCCAAUAAAAGAUUGUGAAGUACAGAAAGGCUACAGAUUAAUCCGUUCUCUUGCUUCACUUAUUCGACUCCAAGUGCAGACUGCAAAGACCUGACAACUUUUUCCCUACAGAAUGUGAAAGUUCACACAACCCUCACUUAAAUUAAAAUCCUUUUAAACUGCCCUAACAUUUAACUAGUGCUUAUAAAUACCAACUUCAAACUCCCAAUACUUCAUAAUUGCAUCCAUCUCAGAGUAUUAGACAUCUCAGACUAUUUAAAGGUUCCCUUAUACAAUGAGAUGGACUAUGACCUCAACCCACCUUGUGACCUUGCACCUUAUUGCACUGAACUUUCUCUGUAGCUGUGACACUUUAUACUGUUAUUGUUUUGACCUGUACUACCUCAAUGCACUCUGUACUAACCCAAUGUAACUGCACUGUGUAAUGAAUUGACCUGUACGAUCGGUUUGCAAGACAAGUUUUUCACUGUACCUCAGUACAAGUGACAGUAAUAAACCAAUACCAAUAGACUUGACCUUUUUCAGUGGUCUAGACCAGCCUCUUGCACAACCUUGGCCAUUGCACUACAGUCCAAAGCCCAAGCUAGAGUUGGUGGCAGUGAAACCACUCAAGAGCUAAACUUCUUCAAACCAACAGGAAUUGGACUGGUGAGUUACAGAUCUCACUCUUGCCAUAUGAACAGGUUGCAAAUUAGUUAGGAGGUGCCAAUCCAGCCCGAGGUGGUAAUUUGCUUUGGAGCAUUUGUAUUUGUGAACAAAUUACUUAUUAAAAACAAAACAAUUCUGAUCAAUGACAAAACCGAGUUCCUGUAUUUCCUUCUCCUCCAUCAUUCCACCUUCCACAUAAGAUGUUAAGUCGGCAAAGGUCACUCACUGUGGAAGUUAAUCUUUAUUUCCAUUAAAUUGUUUGCCAGGGAAUUUAGAAGACAAUUGAGAGUGCAGGUACUGACGUGACAGUAAUAUUCAACACACUCUUUAGGUAAAAAGGAGCUUCUGGGAAAUAUUAGUAGAACUUUCUGCUAGAGACGAGUUUCUACAACAAGCAGCAUCCCACACUCCUGAA
Messenger RNA from Pristis pectinata (smalltooth sawfish), 13768 nucleotides. RefSeq names its product ubiquitin specific peptidase 44 (gene usp44). Bases 199 to 2262 code for a protein of 687 amino acids. Gene Ontology annotation, biological process: protein deubiquitination. The transcript has 6 exons. Gene Ontology annotation, molecular function: cysteine-type deubiquitinase activity; zinc ion binding. Lineage: Eukaryota; Metazoa; Chordata; Chondrichthyes; Rhinopristiformes; Pristidae. Gene Ontology annotation, cellular component: cytoplasm. The record is from RefSeq and is a predicted model, not a curated record.